UGUCAUCUACCUCGCCCCACCCACCUCAGGCAGAGUCAAGGCAGACCUGUGUCUCUGUUCUUCGCCGCCCAAGGAGAAUCCACCAGACGGAGCAAAGGCGGACGAACAGCCCCCUCGCCGUGGAGCUGGUCGACGGCGGCGAGGCUUACCCUCCUCCGUCAGUCAGCCGGGGUAACAGCCUGAGUAAGCAAGAGGAUUUCUAUUCAAGGGGCCUUAGUUUUGGAGGGUGAAGAUUUCCGAUUUAUUUAGUGGGAUUCAAGCAGCUAUGGUUAUCAAUCGAGUAGAGAACAGUGAGCAGUCACCUGAAGAUUGGAAUAGCGACUGUGAUGGAUCCGGUGGUUCAUCAGGUUUGCCAGGCACGCCGUGCUUUACGCGCAAGCUUUCUUUGCUCAAAGUUGGUUCGGUCAUAGGCCAGUUUAGUGAUUUUAAGCGACAGUUAAUCAAGGAAACCGGAUUCGAUGGAAUGCUAGAGCUCAAAUCAUGGCAGAAGACCAGCCUUAAGUACAUCGCUUACCUAAUGGAUAGGGUUGAUGUAGAUUCCAGCAUAAUAAAUUUAGAGGGCCAAGGUGUGCUUGAAUUACGUGACCGACACUUUAAUUAUGUUUUUGGCAUCCCAUGUGGCAAUACAGUCAUAGAAGGUGAAGGCGUGGAGCCGUCAGAAGCAUGUAUUGAGUACACGCGUGUGGCUGCAUCAUUUAGCGAAAAAGGCACGCACAGUCUUAAAGCGGCUGAGGCGUACUUAAAUCGAGCCAUCACAGAAUCAUCCACACAGAUAGAGAAGGACUGUUUCAAGAUUGCAUUUGUUAUUUUUGUAGUCGGUCAUGUACUUGCUCCUACUGCUAAGCACGAUUAUAUAUCGAUAGACUUUUGGGCUGCACUGAAUGAUAUCAGCAAGAUAAAGGAUUGGAAUUGGGGAGGAUAUGUACUGAAGCAUCUGUUCCAAGCUGUGAGGAAGUUCAAAGCAGCUGUGUCCAAGAGAAACCCAACUGUCCACAUAGUUGGCUGUCAUCUGUUCCUGCAGCUUUUCGUACUAGAUAGUCUUGAUCCAGGCGUUCUAAACAUGUUGCGAGGUGUAACACCGCGGAUAGGUCUGUACAACUAUGAUGCGAUGAAGAAGAUGGUGGAAAAAAUUACAGUCAAUGUUGGUGCGGGUGAAGUUUCCUUCCAUGGUACGGACCGAGCUGCCAGUGAGCAAUCUAAUUGGCUUCCCUUCUAAGGAAUGUCCCACAGCAAAGCCAGCAAAGCCGGCACCGGCUCCCAAGAGGGGAAACGCCACAUGCACGCCGAUGUUGCGAAGUAGUUAUGCCAAAACUGGUCCCAGCGUGUUCAAACAUGCCGCAUUCACAACUGAAAAAACUCUCUUCAUCAUCCACUUCGAUUGUGAACUCAACCUUACU
Triticum aestivum (bread wheat) is the source of this 1397-nucleotide messenger RNA. RefSeq lists its product as uncharacterized. The record is from RefSeq and is a predicted model, not a curated record. Lineage: Eukaryota; Viridiplantae; Streptophyta; Magnoliopsida; Poales; Poaceae. The transcript has 4 exons. Bases 266 to 1216 code for a protein of 316 amino acids.